Messenger RNA from Fonsecaea multimorphosa CBS 102226, 2649 nucleotides. RefSeq lists its product as uncharacterized. The record is from RefSeq and is a predicted model, not a curated record. The coding region runs from base 1 to 2649 and encodes 882 amino acids. The transcript has a single exon. Gene Ontology annotation, biological process: N-glycan processing; carbohydrate metabolic process. Lineage: Eukaryota; Fungi; Ascomycota; Eurotiomycetes; Chaetothyriales; Herpotrichiellaceae. Gene Ontology annotation, cellular component: Golgi membrane; endoplasmic reticulum. Gene Ontology annotation, molecular function: calcium ion binding; mannosyl-oligosaccharide 1,2-alpha-mannosidase activity.
AUGAUGCGCCUCCGACGCUACCGGUUGUUCCUGCUGGUGGCUGUUGUCGCCGUCGUGGCAGUCUACCAGCUGACUCGGUUCAAUCACUGGGAGAAUCCAGCCCUCGAGGCACUCGUGGGAUUGAAGAACGAUCACGCUAGCAAGAAAAUUGUUCCGAACACAGGUUUAUCGGAGGAGAUUUCUAGCCCUGUUUUUGCUCCUGAUUCUGCUCCAGAAGUGCCCGCUGAGCCUCGGAUACAAUCGGCGCAUCCUGCCCUACCACCGGUCGAGAUCGCAGAAAACGCUCCUCUCCCUCCACCUCUACCAGAAACAGAUUCAUCGCUGUCGAGUCCUUGGCCGAAUUCACCGCCCACGUUGCCUAAAGAAGAGCUGCUCGCCAAGCAGCCGAACCUUGAUGGUGAAGAAGUUGGUGAACAUGGUCAAGGCGAGCAUGGAGUCAGAACUCAGCCCGUGGAGCCAGGGAGAGCAUAUUGGACACAACAGGAAGAGCAUUUCCCAAUACCGCCCGAGAGUCUGAUACUGCUGCCAGCCGGCGAAUCUAAGGUACUCCCCAAAGUGCAAUACAACUUUGGCAGGGAAAAGCCUUCGAUAAAGAGAGAUCGGCUUCGAAAACAGAACGUAAUCCGUGAAGCAUUCAAGCAUGCUUGGUUCAGCUAUAAGAAUUACUCUCUGCCUCACGAUGAGCUCAAGCCCUUAUCAAAAGAUGUGGGGGAUCCGUUCAACGGCUGGGGCGCGACUCUGGUGGACUCGCUGGACACCCUUUGGAUCAUGGGAUUGCGUGAUGAAUUUCACGAAGCAGUUGCCGCGGUGGGCAUGAUCGAUUUCAAGACAUCUGCAAGAGACGACAUUCCUCUCUUUGAGACGACAAUCCGUUAUCUCGGUGGGCUGAUUGCAGCUUACGAUCUAAGCUCGGGGAAAUACCCAGUCUUGCUUGAUAAAGCGGUCGAACUCGCCGAUGUUCUGAUGGGCGCCUUCGAUACCCCCAACAGAAUGCCUGCGGUUUUCUAUAAAUGGGCUCCCUCGUCUGCGUCCCGGCCACACAGGGCCAGCGAGCACACUGUGCUUGCAGAAAUAGGGUCGCUCGCGGUCGAAUUCACAAGACUAGCUCAGAUUACCAGGGAAGCCAAGUAUUACGAUGCGAUCGCACGCGUCACCAAUGCCCUGGAGGAGUGGCAGAUGAAAACGACUUUUCCAGGCCUUUGGCCGUUGAAGCUGGACGCGUCCGGCUGUAAAAAGCGCCAAAUCAUUUCAAGUGACGACGGUGAAGGAUCGGAGGCCUUUACCUCUGUAGGGCCGAAAGAUGGCCGUGAAGAGUUGUUUGCAGCGGAGGGAGCAGUCACGGACAAUCGGCGUAACCCCGACGAGAAUCCCUCGUAUGCGUUGACUAAGCGACAACAGCUUUCAUCACCACCCCGGAACGGAGAAUCGGCGCAGAGGGAUAGCAGACUGACUGCAGCUGAACAGAAGCGCAAGCCGCUGAUCGAUGCAGAAUGGGAUGAAGCGGACGUGGACGACUCCCGUUGUGAAUCACAGGGUCUGACGACUGAGCCCGAUUCGACCACCCACACUUAUGGAAUCGGCUCGAUGGCGGAUUCCACGUAUGAAUACUUUCCAAAGGAAUAUGCCCUUCUUGGCGGGCUGAACCAGCAGUACAAAAGUCUUUAUCUGGAUGCCAUGGAAAUUGUCCGGGAAGAACUACUGUUCCGACCCAUGACAAAGGAGAACCAUGAUAUUCUUUUUCUGGCAAAGCAAAACAUUUCGCCCAAGGCCAAAGAUCCUGCCAAGAGAAAAGUCACAAUCUAUGAAGGCACCCACCUGGGAUGUUAUGCAGGGGGCAUGUUCGGCCUAGCGUCGAAGCUUUUCAACAUUCCUUCAGACAUGGUUAUUGCAGAGAAGCUCACCGACGCCUGCGUUUGGGCUUACGCAUCCACCCCCGUGGGGGUCAUGGCCGAAGAAUUCGAGCUCGUGCCCUGCGAGAGUCGUAUCUCGUGUCAGUGGAAUGAAACCAGGUGGUAUGAGGCGCUGGACCCGAAGCUUGAGGAGAGAAUGCGGGCCGUCGAAACUUACAAUAUCAAUCAGAAGAGGCUACGCGAACAAUCACUGGCUGGUGUGGACUAUGUCCUGGCUGACGAAGAUGAUUUGGAUGUCUCAAGUAUGACACCGGACCCCAGCUUGAAGAAGAGAGAUACGCGGACAGAUUUCGGAGAGAAAGAACGGACAGAGACAAUUUUCUCUGACGAUGGGGAUACACAAACAGAAGGACUGCGGCCCGUGCUAUUCACGCCGCGGGUGGCGCUGUCUCACGAAAAGUACGUCGCAGCCAAAAUACAGGAGGAGCGAUUGCCUCCAGGGUAUACACGAAUCAAGGCGCGUGACUACCGACUUCGUCCUGAGGCUAUCGAGUCGGUGUUCAUUAUGUACCGACUGACCGGAGACGAGACGUGGAGAGACAAAGGAUGGGCUAUGUUUGACGCCGUCGACAAGGCAACGAGGACGGACAUUGCCAACGCUGGCAUUAGAGACGUGACCAGCCAAUUGAUGGAGCAGCAAGAUUCUAUGGAAUCCUUCUGGCUCGCAGAGACAUUGAAGUAUUAUUAUCUCUUGUUCAGCGAACCGGACCUGAUCAGCCUGGAUGAUUACGUUCUGUAA